Molecule: messenger RNA, 2376 nt
Organism: Eucalyptus grandis
Lineage: Eukaryota; Viridiplantae; Streptophyta; Magnoliopsida; Myrtales; Myrtaceae
Product: probable calcium-binding protein CML23
Exons: 1
Coding region: 48-608 (186 amino acids)
Molecular function (GO): calcium ion binding
Source: RefSeq, a predicted model, not a curated record
AAUACAGUCUUCAUGAUCUCGCUCUCUCUCUCGGAGCGUCAGUGAACAUGUGGAAGAGGUCCAGCACCAGCUCCAGCUCCAGCUCCAGCUUCAAUUCCAAAUCCAGUUCCAGCUCCAGCUCCAGCUCGCAGGCGAAGCCGGCGAACAGCCUGGGCAACGUCGACCAGGUACGGCAGGUGUUCGCCCAGUACGACAAGAACGGCGAUGGCAAAAUUUCCUGCGACGAGCUCCGCGAGGUGCUCUCCGCGCUCGGCUCCUCCCCCACGACCCGCGAGGAGGCCCAGGCCGCCAUGGCCGAGAUCGACAAGGACGGCGACGGGUUCAUCGACCUCGACGAGUUCGCGGAGCUAAUCCUCGGCGGCGGCGAAGGGGGCCCCGAGUGCGGGACCAAGGAGCUCAGGGACGCCUUCGACCUGUACGACCUCGACGGGAACGGGGUGAUCUCGGCGAGCGAGCUGCACGCGGUGAUGAAGAAGCUGGGGCAGAAGUGCAGUCUCAGGGACUGCAGGAAGAUGAUCAGCUCGGUCGAUCGGGACGGGGACGGCGACGUCAACUUCGAGGAGUUCAAGAAGAUGAUGACGGCGGCGAGCAACGGGGCUUCGAGCUAACAGUCGCCGUUCGACUGCGCUCUCGAGUUGGCUCUCUACCUUUGUACAUGCCAAGAAAGCACAGCCGUAACGUGAUCUCUAUCUCUUCGCAUCUAUUUUUUUACCUUUCUUUCCUUCGUAGGCAGACACAUAAUUAGGGAUUGAUUCGACCAUCGUGCGAGGUUAUGCUGUUUGCGCAAAGCGUAAAAGAGGAAGAACAAACAGCGAUGUAGCGGUUUGGUUGGGGGGGGCGAUUAGUAGUUUGACAGAUAGGUUAAAUCUGAUUCUGCGCUGUUCUUCCAUCUUAUAUCAGUUUAUGGAUCUUUCGGCUUCGCUGUCCAAGUCUCGAUCGGAGGAAAAUAUCUUCCUAUAUUCUCUUCUCUUCUUCUUUAAGAUGUUACCACAUGAUAUGCACUCAACUAGUUGGAACAGAUUAUCCUCUAUAUCUCAGUCUAUAAGAUAUCUAUCCGAAACAACAUUAGCCAUCGAGGAUUUUUCGACGUUCAAGCGGAAGUUGGGGGAUCAGUUUCUAGUGUAUAAGGAAAGGAUCCGCCUUUGGUUCUCUGCACGACACCUCUUAUUAUAUGUUUUUUAUUUGCUGGACUUCCAUCAAUUGUUUGGGAUUUCAAGCAAAAACUUCUUUCAAAACUAACAUUUCAACAAUCAAUCAUAAAAUAAUGAAUUGCAAAUUAAGGUAUAGUAAUAAUUGAUUGUGAAAUACUUUCUUGUCAUCGAUAAUCAAAAUAUCUUUUACUGACUAAUUAUAUUAUAACGCUGUCCAAAUUAUAUUAUUUUUUUACGGGAUAAAUGGAGCUUUGUUUUUAUAAAUUUUUUUAUCGGGGCGAGGAAUUGAGGCACUGUUUGAUUGGGUUUUUAGUAGUAGCUAGACGGCUAGUGUAGAGUGGUCCACGUGUAAGGUUUGUGCACUAGUAUUGGUGGACGCGGCUGGAUCUAUCAUCAUUAUUACUUGUGGAGGAUUUCACGCGGCAGUCACCUAACCCUAAGUCCCGUGAAGUGACGGGUGCGUGCGCGUGAGCCUUUCGCAAAUGCUGAGCUCAACGCGGUAUCGCUUUACUGUUUGCCUUCUCGAGCGUUUUGGUUUUUUCAGUUUUGUCGGAAGUAAAGAAGGCGAGGCAGCGUCACUCUCUCCUGACUUUGACCAUUUUGGGCGCACUUGGGCUCCGAAAAUUUCGGUUCGGUUUGCUUCGUUUUGGAGGCUAUUUCCACAUGGCCCCGAGCCCCGAUUCAGGGCCCGGGUUUUGGGAGCCGAUCCCGUGUCGCCCGUACAAAACAGGCAGUUCGGUUUAUAGGGAUAGGCUUGGGCCUUUGUGAUCCCGGUCGUUCGAGUUGGUCCGAUUUGUGCUUUGAAUUCGUGGAUGUUUUGUGUGUUUGGGCCUUAUCAGCCCAUGAUUAAAUUUAGUAAUUAAGCAAAAAGGUCCUUGAUCCUAAAAUUGUCAGGGGGUGGGGGAAAUGGUGGAUCCUCUAAAUAUGAAACUUCUAAACAUCCAUCCAUCAAGAUCAUGAAAAUGUCUAAUGUUUCCUUGAUCUUGAUAUAACUCCCCCUAUCUCAAUGCAUCGAAUCUGCAAAACUGUACAUGUUCCAGCUCCACUGUCAUGGGAUCAAAGACGAACCAAAAUGGGGCAGAUGGUGAUGGUUGUUGCCACAUCCGGCAGUUGAUUAAUUUGAUUUCUUUUAGAGCCGCCACUGAUCUGUCGUGGGAAUUUACCUUAAUCCUGUGAAAAAAAGCGGGAGAUUUAUGAAUUUGAAAACUUGGAUAUACUACAUAAA